This is a messenger RNA of Verticillium dahliae VdLs.17, 2751 nucleotides long. RefSeq names its product polymerase. The transcript has 13 exons. Lineage: Eukaryota; Fungi; Ascomycota; Sordariomycetes; Glomerellales; Plectosphaerellaceae. Bases 1 to 2751 code for a protein of 916 amino acids. The record is from RefSeq and is a predicted model, not a curated record. Gene Ontology annotation, molecular function: nucleic acid binding; ATP binding.
AUGGGGCCUGGGAAAGCCCAUCUCCAGGGUUCCUCUUGCCUGGGUCUGGCCCUGUCCCUCCCUGGAUCAUGUACCGCUGUCGACUGCAACGGAGCUACAUGUACUUCGCUUCAGACACCCCAUUCUUUGCUUACUAUGGCUAGUAACGGCAUCUGGCACAAAACGUCGGUCCAGGCCGCACAGGAGACGAAACAUACGUAUUCUAAGGCCACCCUACCCGGGCAAAAGCGCAGUUAUUCGGACGUUGAACCGUCAGCGGGGUUCUCUUAUCCCACCAUCCCAAGCCGAUCGGCAACAGCGCAACGUUCUGUUGGGAUACCGGCUGGUUCUCCACGGCUCUCCGCCAGCCCCAUCACCACCCUCGCUGCUGCCCUCCAUAGGAACCGAGGGCUCUCUGAGUACUCUCAGCGACGGACCAUCCAAGCGACCCCUUCUUCAUCCGUAAAUCCCUUGCUUUCUCUCGCCCACACCAUCUAUGGCCUCCCACGGCCGCUGAUCCAUAACUUCGUCAAGCUUGGCAUUCACAGUAUUUACCCUUGGCAGAAGGCAUGUCUACUCGGCCCCGGUCUCCUUAGUGGUGAGAAGAACCUCGUCUACAGCGCACCCACUGGAGGCGGCAAGUCGCUGGUGGCAGACGUGCUCAUGCUGAAGCGGGUUCUCGAAGAUAAAGAUGCAAAAGCCAUCUUGGUCCUUCCUUAUGUUGCUCUCGUUCAAGAGAAGGUCCGUUGGUUGCGCAAUAUAGUAGAUGGCCUGGCCAAGGUGAAUGAUCCCCCUCCCGUAGAUGAUGCGAAACGACUUUGGCGGAGGAGGGCCGACGAGAAUACUAUACGCGUCGUUGGCUUCGUCGGUGGCGGCAAGGUACAGUCGACUUGGGCGGACUUUGACAUUGGAGUUUGCACUAUUGAGAAGGCAAAUGCCAUGAUCAACACGGCUAUCGACGAUUGCUCGAUCAAGCACCUCAGGAUUGUGGUUUUGGAUGAAUUGCACAUGAUUGACGACGACCAUCGUGGCUAUCUAAUGGAGCUUAUGGCUACCAAAUUAAUAUCCCUUCCUCAGCCGAUGCAGGUUAUCGGCAUGAGCGCAACUCUUUCUAAUAUCAGAUUGCUAUCGACCUGGCUCGAGGGUCACUCUUACGAGACCAAGUACCGGCCCGUACCCGUCGAGGAACAUCUCGUCUACGAAAGCCAUGUAUACCCUGCUGCCACCACGAGCGAGUUGCUCAAGACAGCGAGUCAGCUGAAGAAUGUUUCUCAGCCCACGCAGUCCGAGGCCAUGGCUAUCAGGCGUAUAGAGCCAUCAGUCCACCGAGAGCUCAAGGACCCAGUAGUCAACUCUGUCGUAGCUCUAGCGGCCGAAACCGCUAGAGCAGGAUACGGUGCAUUGGUCUUCGCCGGAAGCCGGGGUGCUUGUGAGACGGAUGCCAAGCUAAUCGCCCGAGUGUUGCCCCAGCAAGAAGAGGUUGGAUCCACCAUAUUCGACAAGAGAGUCGGCUUGCUUGCCGAACUGCGGAGCUUGAGCACCGGUCUAGAUGCGGCGCUCGAAGAGACUAUACCUUCAGGAGUAGCAUUCCACCGACUCACUACGGAAGAACGCGAACUGAUCGCCAAUGCUUAUGAUAAUGGCAUUCUGAAGGUUUGUGUUGCAACGUGCAGUCUUGCUGCCGGGAUCAACUUGAAAGACGACCUGGAACAAGUCGUGGAUCUUAUGCACUCCGAGAUGCCACAGCUCACGAGUGGCCUCAACAGUGACAAGCAGCGCAUUCAGAGAGCGUUACUAGAAGUUAUCGCCAUACGUUUGGCCACAAGUCGCGACUCAAUCGACGACUAUGCGGCGAAGACGCUACUUGCCUGCACAGGAGAUCCCGCACUCGUCCGAAAGUGUGUCCAAAGCAGUUUGGACAAUCUUCUCUCUCUCAACUUCGUCGAAGUCGACGGUCUGGAUGGUUUCCGUCCGACACAACUGGGCAAGGCCAUUGUAGCAUCAGCUUUGGACCCUGAUGAUGGGACAUUUAUCCACAAGGAACUACAACGCGCGCUCAAGGCAUUCGUUAUGGAUGGUGAGAUGCAUAUUCUCUACAUGUUUACCCCUGUCCAGGACUACGGCACAAGCAUCAACUGGCAAGUCUUUCGCAACGAGAUGGAGGCGCUUGAUGACAGCGGUCAUCGUGUUCUCGGAUUCCUAGGCCUCAAGCGUGCUGUAAUCAACCGGCUAGCGCAAGGUGGCGUGCUUAAGGGAUCAACACCCGAAGAACAAGAUGUAAUUCGUGUGCAUCGCAGGUUUUACAUGGCCUUACAACUACGAGACCUCUGUAAUGAGAUGCCGAUCCAUGUUGUUGCUCGCAAAUAUGAUGUGCACCGAGGCGCUGUGCAGACGCUCUCCCAAACAUGCACCGGCUUCGCUGCUGGUAUGAUCAAGUUUUGCGAGCAAAUGGGAUGGGGGAUCAUGUCCGCAGCGCUCGACCAUUUCUCCGACCGCCUGAGAGCCGGUGCCCGGGCAGACCUGCUAGCGCUGGCUAAGAUAACCUUUAUCAAAAGUCGAACAGCGCGAAUUUUCUGGGAGAGCGGCUACCGAAGUAUCGCGGCGGUCGCGAACGCGGACCCGCGGGAGUUGGCCCAACCAAGCAAGGUGCGAAUCAAGGCUCAAGAUAGCACUCAGUAUGAAGAGAAGAUGAUGGCCAAGGCCCAAGUCAUCUCAAAUUCGGCCAACCGAUUGUGGCAGAUAGAGAUGCAACACGACGUCUACGAAGAGUGA